Symbiodinium sp. CCMP2592 is the source of this 513-nucleotide messenger RNA. The record is from the annotation of a GenBank genome assembly. NCBI's taxonomy places the organism in Eukaryota, Dinophyceae, Suessiales, Symbiodiniaceae.
AUGGCUUCUCUCAAACGACCCAAGUGUCCUGCAAGUCAUGGCCGAGUCGAGCUACUCUUUGGUGCCCUUCCUUAUGCUUUAUCCCGUGCUGCUGACCCUCGAGGCUGCAUUGGCGAGGUACCACAGCUGCAAAGGCUCAAGCCAAGAUGUAGGAGCCGUGUGCAUGCGCAGCCAGUGCUGUUGGCGGUGGCUGCUUGCUGGCUCUAUCACCUCCCAUCAUCGGAAGGUCAUGGCCGAUACACGUCAUUUGGCUGCACUGGCUAUAUUGCUAUCCCUGACAAUAUACGGAUCACCAUGAAGACCAUGAUGUCGUCACACCUUUUCGACACUCAUCUUUCUAGACUAAGCCAAGUUGAUACGAAGCAUACCCAACCGCUCUGGUCCUCACCGUCAACCCUGUGCGACACGCUGACUGUUUGGGACUCCGCUUCAAGCCCUGCGAUCUGCCAGCACUGUCAACAAGCAGUCACAGACGUAAUUACAAGCCGAAGAAUCAGAUCAACAAGGCAGUAG